This is a messenger RNA of Chlorocebus sabaeus (green monkey), 2916 nucleotides long. Lineage: Eukaryota; Metazoa; Chordata; Mammalia; Primates; Cercopithecidae. The record is from RefSeq and is a predicted model, not a curated record.
CAAGGCUGGACCUCCUCAGGGGACACAGAGCAGAGUCCCCGCCCUCGAGAGCUCAUACCCAAUCCCCCACGCUCGCCCUCGCGGCCACACCUUGAACCCCCUCCCCGACCGGCUCUACACUCAACCAGCCCGAGGCUUCCGGCAGCUCCGAGUUCGGAUUCCCCUUCUCGGCCUUCUGUGGUCACUGAAACCCUCAGAACUCCGAGGAAAAGUCGAACAUGGCUCCGCCUCAGCCAUCUUCGCCAGCGCAGUAAGUCUCUGUGUCUGCGCACUCCGGGUAGAGGGAAACUAAAACCUCCGGGAGCCAGCGUCCGGCGGUGCCUGCAAAUCUAACCGGGAUGUGGGGUUCCGAGACACUUCUCCCACAAGCCACCGCGGUCAUGGAUCUUUAGCCUUAAACUACAUUUCCCAGAGGGCAACGGGAACACCCAAUCUAUGGCUUCCCUUCCGUUUUCGCGUGGUUCUUUUGCAAGCUCUGGAUUCUCUGGAGUUUGAAUGUUUCCAGUAUUGGAACUCCACCAAGUAGGACUGAUCAGGUCUUACAGUUCUAAAACCAUGACCUGUUUUCAGGAAUUAGUGACAUUCAGGGAUGUGGCCAUAGACUUCUCUCAGCAGGAGUGGGAAUACCUGGACCCUAAUCAGAGGGACUUAUACAGGGAUGUGAUGUUGGAGAACUACAGAAACCUGGUCUCACUGGAGAUGAGGUCUCGCUGUGUUGCCCAGGCUGGUCUCAAACUCCUGGUCUCAGUGAUCGUCCCACCUCGACCUUCCAAAAUGCUGGGAUUACAGGCGUGAGCCACUGCACCUAGCCAAUAGUGGUAUUAUUAUGCCCAGUUUAUUUGCCAAAUUGGAAUAAUGAGUUGAAGUCACAUGGCCAAAGUCACAAGGAGGACAUUCCAUUUCUAAACCAGUUGUGGUGGACUUACUGGAGCGAGGAAAAGAGCCCUGGAUGAUUUUGAGGGAAGAAACACAGUUCACAGAUUUGGAUUUACAGUGUGAGAUAAUCAGCUACAUAGAAGUACCCACUUAUGAAACAGGUAUAUCCUCUACACAACUUCAGAGCAUAUAUAAGAGAGAGAAACUCUAUGAAUGUAAGAAAUGUCAGAAGAAAUUCAGUAGUGGUUAUCAACUUAUUCUACAUCACAAGUUUCAUAUUAUUGAGAGACCCUAUGAAUGCAAAGAGUGUGGGGAGAACUUUCGUAGUGGUUAUCAACUUACUCUCCAUCAAAGAUUUCAUACUGGUGAGAAACCCUAUGAAUGUACAGAAUGUGGGAAGAACUUUAAAAGUGGUUAUCAGCUGACUGUGCAUCAGAGAUUUCAUACUGGUGAGAAGACCUAUGAAUGUAGGCAGUGUGGGAAGGCCUUUAUAUAUGCCUCACACAUUGCUCAGCAUGAGAGAAUUCACACUGGUGGGAAGCCUUAUGAAUGUCAGGAGUGUGGGAAAGCCUUUAGUCAAGGUGGACACCUUAGAAUUCAUCAGAGAGUUCAUACUGGCGAAAAACCAUAUAAAUGUAAGGAAUGUGGGAAGACUUUUAGUAGGCGCUCAAAUCUUGUUGAACAUGGGCAGAUUCAUACUGAUGAGAAGCCAUACGUAUGUGAGAAAUGUGGAAAAGCCUUUAGAAGAGGUCACCAACUUACUGUACAUCAGAGUGUUCACACUGGUAAAAAGCCAUAUGAGUGUAAAGAAUGUGGGAAGGGCUAUACGACUGCCUCCUACUUUGUUCUACAUCAGAGAAUUCAUAAAGGUGGAAAACCCUAUGAAUGUAAGGAGUGUAAGAAAACCUUUACUUUGUAUAGAAAUCUUACUCGGCAUCAGAAUAUUCAUACUGGUGAGAAACUUUUUGAAUGCAAGCAAUGUGGGAAGACCUAUACUACUGGUUCAAAACUCUUUCAACAUCAGAAAACUCAUACUGGUGAGAAACCCUAUGAAUGCAAGGAAUGUGGAAAGACCUUUAGCUUAUAUGGCUACCUUAAACAACAUCAGAAAAUUCAUACUGGCAUGAAACAUUUUGAAUGUAAGGAGUGUAAGAAAACCUUUACUUUAUAUAGAAAUCUGACUCGACAUCAGAAUAUUCACACUGGUAAGAAACUUUUUGAAUGCCAGGAAUGUGGGAAGGCCUAUAGUACUGGCUCAAACCUUAUUCAACAUCAGAAAAUUCAUACUGGUGAGAAACCCUAUGAAUGUAAGGAAUGUGGAAAGACCUUUAGCUUGCAUGGAUAUCUUAAUCAACAUCAGAAAAUUCAUACUGGUGUGAAACCCUAUGAAUGUAAGGUAUGUAGAAAAACCUUUACUUUCUAUAGAAAUCUUACUCUACAUCAAAGUAUUCAUACUGAUGAGAAACCUUUUGAAUGUAAGGAAUGUGGGAAGACCUUUAGACGUACUUCACACCUUACUGCACAUCAGAGCAUUCAUGCUGAUAAAAAACCCUAUGAAUGUAGAGAAUGUGGAAAGGCCUUUAAAAUGUAUGGCUACCUUACACAACAUCAGAAAAUUCAUACUGGUGGAAAACCUUAUGAAUGUAAAGAAUGUGGGAAGGCCUUCAGUCGUGCUUCAAACCUUGUUCAACAUGAGAGAAUUCAUACUGGUGAGAAACCCUAUGUGUGUAAGCAGUGUGGGAAAACCUUCAGAUAUGGUUCAGCCCUUAAAGCCCAUCAGGGAAUUCAUAGGAGCACAAAAGUCUAAGACCAUAAAGAGUACGAGCUCGCCAUUCAUCAUCAGACAGUCCACACUGGUGAGAAAUGAUGGAAUGUUAGUCUUACAGGUAUGGCUUUAGCAAUUGAGAGAGUUCAAAAUGCAGUUCUUGCCACAUUAGAAAGCAUUCGAUGUCGAUAUUUUAACGGAACAUCUGACUGUUCAAUGGUAAAUUAAGAAGAAAAAAAAAAAAACCAGGAAUCCCAGUUUCUUCAUGCCUACAA